Messenger RNA from Meloidogyne enterolobii, 773 nucleotides. NCBI's taxonomy places the organism in Eukaryota, Metazoa, Nematoda, Chromadorea, Rhabditida, Meloidogynidae. The record is from the annotation of a GenBank genome assembly.
GGCCAUUGCAAUGAAUAAUUGUGAAGAAGGAAGAAAAAUGCCUCCAGUGUAAAGGCUGGGAAAUGAAGAGAAUAAUAAUUUUUUUUGUAAUAAAUAAAAAAUAGGAGAGAAAGGAGAUAAAAUAAAUUUUAUACAAAAAGGAGGAAUGUGCGCAAACAAUUAUUGCGUUUUGAAACACUUCGGUGAUACUGUAUUUUUUUAGGUAUUUUCAUUCAGACUUCCCGAAGGAAUGUAUAUACAUAACUAUAUAUUUUUCUCUAGGGCUAUAUCACUUCUUAGGACAAUCUUACUUAUUAUUAUGACUUCGAAUUAUUAGUUUUAUUUUCUUACUUAAUUCUCUUCUUUUUCUAUUCUAGUCUUAUUGGUUUAUAUUAAUUUAAUUUAGAGCUAAUAUUUUACAUUAUUUGACCGGUAAACUAAUUUUUUGGUUGUCCUUUUAUUUUACCUAAAGCCCCUUUAUUUAUUUAUAUUUAAUUAUUUAUUUUCUCUCGAGAGUCUGUCUUGCCGAAGCAAUCACGCGCGCGCGAAGAGUUAGUCCCUCAUCAAUCUAUCUCCAAAUUUUUGUCUACCGGCCGCCCAGGCCAAUGGAAUGUCGCGAAGACGCGCAACCAUCCGGUGCUACCAAUAACACAGCACGCCUCUUGUGGAACGUGCUGGCAUGGGCCAUUCCAUUUGGGGUAUUUGGUGGACUUCAAUAUAAGAGAAACCUAAAUCCUAUCGGGAAGCUUAAAGGGUUGAUCAAGUCCUCUGGCUUGCCGAGGCACAGAUAUUAA